AUGGAUGACGUAACCGGUCGGGAGUGGACGCGGAAAUCUUUCGCCGCUGCGCUUCUAGAAGAGUCACGACAACUGCCAAAUUCGCUAUCACCACCACCACUUUCCCGUACCGACUGCGUUCGUAAACACGCUCACAGACCCAAAGAUGCGCUCACUACGUCCAUCAGCAGCGCGCAGAAUCCGCGCAUCGCUUACUCCGGAAACAACGACACGGACAUUCCGCGCACGACAGAGCCCAAGACCAUGUCUCCUUUGCGCACACCGCAUACCGACCCAGGCGAUAUCGCGCAGAUUGCAGUCGACGUCUUCGUCGUCCCGCAAACACACUAUUCCUUCUUCCCGAAUGCCCUUCCAGCCGGACCACCGCCAGACGGCCCCUUUGCUAUCGAUCUCUCUGCGCUCAAGAAAGAGUUUCUCCAACUCCAAGCCCGUGCCCACCCCGACCUCCAUCCCCAGGCAGACAAGAAACGCGCCGAAGCCCUCUCAGCACGCAUCAACGAGGCCUACAAAACACUCCAGAACCCGCUUCUGCGCGCGCAAUACCUGCUGUCUCUGCGCGGAAUAGAAGUAGCAGAAGACGAAACGGCCAAAGUGGAUGACCCAGAGUUAUUGAUGGAGGUGCUCGAGGCGAGAGAGAACAUAGAAGAGGCAGAGAGCGAAGAGGACUUAGUGGAGAUGAGGGAGAGGAACGAGGAGAGAAUAGCGGAGAGCACGGAGAUAAUCGACCAGGCGUUUAAGAGGGAUGACCUAGAAGCUGCCAAGAGUGAAGCGGUCAAGUUGAGAUAUUGGGUCAACAUCAAAGAGAGUAUUGAGAACUGGGAAAAGGGGGUGCCGGUUGUGCUGCAGCAUUAG
Molecule: messenger RNA, 852 nt
Organism: Alternaria postmessia
Lineage: Eukaryota; Fungi; Ascomycota; Dothideomycetes; Pleosporales; Pleosporaceae
Exons: 2
Coding region: 1-852 (283 amino acids)
Biological process (GO): [2Fe-2S] cluster assembly; protein complex oligomerization
Cellular component (GO): mitochondrion
Molecular function (GO): ATPase activator activity; protein-folding chaperone binding
Source: RefSeq, a predicted model, not a curated record